This is a messenger RNA of Helobdella robusta, 1713 nucleotides long. RefSeq lists its product as hypothetical. Lineage: Eukaryota; Metazoa; Annelida; Clitellata; Rhynchobdellida; Glossiphoniidae. Bases 1 to 1713 code for a protein of 570 amino acids. The record is from RefSeq and is a predicted model, not a curated record. The transcript has 2 exons.
AUGAGCCAUGCACUUAGUAGAAUUUCUGCCCAGAAAAAGCCAAACACUAUCAUGGAGGUUCUGACAGCAGCCUUGAACUGUCUCCCAAAUGAAAGAGGGACGAAUUAUUCAUCCAACUAUCGCAACAUAACACCGAUCUUUACCUACCCAUCCUACUACGGACAGUACCCGACCCCACGACCACCCCCUAUGUUCUACUGGGGUCCGCCCUACCCCCCUAGUAGAUUUGUUAGGCCCCCUCUGGAAAAAUCUAAAAACGUGGUGAACAGUAACAAUAAGGUUAACCAACCGCCUAUGAUGCCACAGCUCAACAGACAGAACAACAACGAACAAUUGGAGAAAAUUUCAAUGCGACAGCUGCAGCAAAACUAUCAACAAAUCCAACAGCAGAUGCAACUCGCCAAGAACCAACAAUUGCAGCCACAGUUGCAGCCACAGUUGCAGCCACAUUUACAACAACAGUUGCAGUCACAGUUGCAGCAACAGUUGCAGCAACAAAAACAACGCGAACAAUUCAACAGUCAAAUGAAGUUGGAUCGCUCAAAAGAAAUGCUUAACGAGUCUGAAAAGCUGUGUAAAAACAACGAGAAGGAACAAAGUUUGCAAGAGAAAGAAAAUGUGAUAAAGACAAAUUCAGCAACAGUAGCCAACAAAGCAGUGACACGACCACGUCCACACACAACGGCCAGCGUUCAGCAGAUGAAACUUCAACGAAAACAAACUCAGUGGCAACAACUUUUGUCCAGCCAACUGAAAAAAUCUUACGAAGUCAACUCAGACGGCAUCCAGUUGAAAAAAUUAGAGAAGAAGCCACAGAACAUAGAGAUCGUCGACGUGAGCAACAAAUCCAGCAACUGUCCCAAGUCCUCGGACUCCCUUGAGUGGGAAUCGAAACAGAUGGUGGCAGUCCCGUGCCCGCAACAUGUUUACUACGGCAGGUGCUGCAUUCCGCUAAAGAUGAAGCGGCUAGCGAGUGCUGCCUCCACUUCCCGCAUUGUUACCAGUGGUGAUUCUUCAAAAUGUUCAACCGCACCUCAGCGUUGUAAGUCUCAAAACACUACUGAAAUCUCGCAACUCAACGCUUCGACGAAUUGCACAGAGGACGAUAACAUCAUCAAGUCGGGCGACGCGAUAGUUUACGACAAGGAGAGGCACAAAAUAAUGAGGGUCCCUGUCUGCGGUGUCAGGAGGAAACCGAGUAUCCACAUCCCGACAGACCUGGACUGCAGGUUCAAACAUUCCCAGCUGACCAUCAAAACUUCGUACGAGAACGGAGUGUGGAAAGUCAAAACUUCACCCCUGGUGAAGGAAAGAAAGGUGGUGGACAGCCUGCCCCCGCUCCCACCCAGCACCACCUCAUCCAGAUCGAACGGGAUCAACGUGAAGAAUUUCUCCGGAAUCGCCGAAAGUGCCGGAAAGAAGAACUACUUCCCAGACGGAUUUCUGGCAGAGCAUAACCCCGGAUCUAAGAUCAGUUUGAAACAGACAACCUCGAACAGCACUGAACACCUAAUCGAUAAGAUGUCCUACGCGUGUGGCGGUGGAAAAUCAGCUAGCGAAAGAAACUGCACGCCAGUCUUUCCGAGUGUUUCCUGUUCCCAGCAAAGCAUCCUCAAAGAAAGCAACAAAGUGGGGCCACAAGCAAGCCUGCAGUUCUGCUACAACCGCCUCCCAACACUACUUCCGGCAAAAAGUUCCCCAAUUAAAAAAUGA